AGUCUGAGAAAAAAUUCAUUCGGAUUCAGAACGUUUUUCCAUCGCGUUCCGUGGAAAUAGUAUUGUGAAGGUGAAAUAAAUAUAAAAUUGCAGUACCAUAUACUGCCUUAUCAUAUCUGAUAUUGAUAAAAACAAAUCCUAAACUUAAAGUAGCUAAGAAGUUUAUUUGAAAGAAUAACUUCAAUCUCAAGGGAAAAACAAUUCAAUAAUAAUUAACAAUGCCUGGAGAAACGGGAGCCAAGUCUCCGACACCACAAGUCGAAACACCGACAAAGAAGAAAUCAACCUCAGCGGGACGUGCUGCUUUAGCCAAAGUCAGUCUUCUCGAUGGAUCAACUCUCGAUGUGACAAUUGAUCGUAGAGCUCGUGGUCGUGAUUUACUCAAUUCUGUAUGUGCUGGUCUUAAUAUUCUUGAAAAAGAUUAUUUUGGUUUGCACAUCGAAACGCCACAAGAUCCUCGCAUUUGGCUUGAUCUUGAACGUCCACUUACGAAAUAUUUUAAAUCUGAUCCAUGGAUUGUGGAUUUUGCUGUAAAGUUUUAUCCACCAGAACCAGCUCAGUUGCAUGAAGACAUCACUCGUUAUCAACUUUGUCUACAAGUACGAAAUGACAUCUUAGAAGGACGUCUGCCAUGUUCAUUCGUCACACACGCUUUGUUGGGCUCAUAUUUGGUGCAAUCUGAACUUGGAGAUUAUGAUCCGAAUGAAAUGCGCGAUAGAAGCUACUUGAAGGACUUCAAAAUCGCUCCAAAUCAAACACCGGAAUUGGAAGAUAAAGUUGUUGAAUUGCAUAAGACGCACAAAGGUCAAACGCCAGCUGAAGCUGAACUUCAUUACUUGGAGAAUGCUAAAAAGUUGGCAAUGUAUGGAGUCGAUUUGCAUCCUGCUAAAGACUCGGAAGGCGUUGAUAUCAUGCUUGGCGUUUGUGCUUCUGGUCUGCUUGUUUAUCGCGAUAAACUGCGCAUCAAUCGCUUUGCUUGGCCGAAGAUUUUGAAAAUUUCCUACAAGCGCAAUAAUUUUUAUAUUAAAAUACGACCGGGAGAGUUCGAACAGUACGAAGCCACAAUUGGCUUCAAGUUAGCAAACCACCGAGCUGCAAAGAAAUUGUGGAAAUCAUGUGUUGAACAUCACACAUUCUUCCGAUUAAUGACACCGGAACCAGCAACAAAAACGUCAUUGUUCCCACGUUUCGGCUCAAAAUAUCGUUAUUCGGGACGAACUCACUACGAAACGAAGAAAAUGCCAGUGGAUCGUGAACAGCCGAGAUUCGAAAGAAGCUUAACUGGCAAGAGAAUCUCAAGUCGUAGUAUGGAUGCAUUAGCAUUGAAAGAUGAUCCGAAAGACAAGGAAAAUAAACGACAUACAAUGUCACAUCCGCCAGAUCAUAUCCCAGAAUUAGAUUCACCACGUCAAUCACGCAGUCCAAUCAAGAAGGAUAAGAAAGAGAGGCUGAAGCGUGAAUCGAGCACAGGAACGGCUUCAGCAUCAUCUCAGAGCUCAUUAGAAGGAGAAUAUGAGACGUCUGGAUCUGUUGCCAAUGAUCAGGUUAAACCGCCCGGUGGUGUUGCCGUGUUGCCAACGAAAGAUAAAGAUAAGAAGGAAAAGGAAGCAAAAGGAAAGGAUGAAGUCGUUAACGGUAAACAAGACAAAGAUCCUAAUGAAUUAUUGAAUAAGUCGAAAGAUGAUGAAAAAGCUUCGGGUGAACCGGAAGAGAAGGGAGGAUUGUUUAAACGCAGUUUCUUCGGGUCUGGAAGAAAAUCUCAAUCACCAGCAAAGGAGAAAGUAAAGAAAGAAAAGGAAAAGACGCCACCGAAAGAGAAGGAAAGUCUUGUUGCUGCUCCAUUAGAAGUUGGAGAUAGCAGCAAUAAGAGAGGAAAGGACAAGUCACAACCAGCUGGUGUCACGAAACCAUACGAAUAUGAAGAAGGCGAUCCGAACUUGAGUCCAUCUAAAAAACAUGCUGUCAAAGGAUUCCGUUACGAUGAAGAUCCAGCUCAAUUACGUGACAAGGAUGAUUCAGCUAAAUUGAGUCCAACAUCUGAAUCAAAACGUGCAACUGGAUUAGCAUUCAACUAUGCACCUGGCGAGAAUGUUGCAGAAACAGCUGAAAAAUUGAAGCAUGGCGAAUUGUCGCCAAGAACUCGCGACAAGAUUCAACGCGGUGAAUUGUCGCCAAAAUCUCGCGAUAAACUUUUGAAAGAAGGAAAUUUGUCGCCAAAAACUCGCGCUAAGCUUGUUGGUGGUGUUCUUGCUAAAGACGAUGACAAAGGCUCAAAAUAUGUCCCAACAAAGAGUUAUUCACCAGCAGAAGCUGCUAAAGCUCCAUCAGGAAGUGACGGUAAAUAUCGUUCACUUACUGACGAUCCCAACACGCGAUUCCUUCAAGGAGAAAAAUACGAUCCAAAUUUGUCUUUCGUUCCAUCUGAGUUGAAGACCGGAGUUGCAGCAGCAGAUGAGAAGCCAAAAUCAAAAGUUAAAGUCAAGAUUAUGGUGAUUGUUGGCAAACUUGAUCCGAAAACGAAGAAAGUUGACGCAUCGAAUGGUGAAGUUGAGCAUUCAAUUGGCAUUUUGGAUAAGGAAACUGGAAAGAUUGAAUCGAAAUAUGGCGUCAUUGAUCCGAAAGCUGGAACUCUCACAACUGACGAUGGAAAAGGUGGAAAAAUUACACACAAAGGCGCUGUUGAUCCCAAGACCGGUCACGUUCAAAUUGUCGAUGGUGUUUUGGAUCCGAAAACAAAAUCAGUCAACCCUGAACUUGGUCAAGUCAUCAGUGUUGUUGAAGAAAAGAAUCCAAUUGUUGAGAUCACAACAAUCACCGGAAAAGUUGAUGGAAAUGGAAAAGUUGACACUGUCAAUGGUGACAUUGAAAGAUCUCGCGGUAUUUUGGAUAUUGACAAUGGAAUUCUUGAAACUAAGCACGGCUUCAUUAAUCUUAAAACUGGUGAAGUUAAAUCAACUGAUGGAAAAGGAAAACCUGUCACGAAACAAGCUAAAAUUGAUCCUGCUAAUGAUUUAAUAACCAUUGUUGGAGUUCAAGAUCCAAAAUCUGGUAAAGUUGACAACACGCAAGGUCAUUUGAUUGCUGUUGGUAAUGAAGUUGAUCCACUUGUCGAAGUUGUUUCCGUUGUUGGAAAGUUGGAUAAGAAAGGAAAUUUGGAUCCGAAGACAACAGUUUUGGAAAAUUCAAGCGGUCAAUUUGACACACAAACUGGAAAGAUCAACACAAAGUUCGGUCAGUUGGAUUUAGUUAAGAGUACCAUCACAUUUACUGAUCCCAAGACAGGAAAAUCUGAGACAAAAGAUGUCAAGAUUGAUCCAGCGACUGGACAGGUCAUUCUUAAGAAUCAAGUCAAUCCAAAAACAGGCAAACAAGACAAGGACUUUGGACGCAUCAUCAGCUUACGAAUUGUUCAAAAUAAAGUCGAUGAUGCAACUGGAAAAUCUUUACCAGUUCAAGAUAACAAAGAUGUUCGUUUUGAUCCGAAAACAAAUCAGAUUUGGGUUGCUGGUGACAAGAAUCCUAAGACCGGUGAACAAAUCUUUACAUCAUCACAAGUCGAUCCUAAGACCGGUUACGUCAUCACAAUUUAUGGAUAUUUGAAUCCAAAAACGAACGAAAUUGAAAAACAAUUGAAAAUUGAUCCGAACUUGGUUAAAGUUGAUGAAGCAAGUGGACAAAUUUACACAUCAACAGGUGAAACUGACGCGUCAGGCGAGCCACUUUAUGCUGUUUCGGAAAUCAAUCGUGACAAUGGUGAAGUGUACACAAAAUUGGCUAAAGUUGACAAGAAAACCGGACGUUUGGUGAUUGUUCGUGUGUUGAUGAUGUCGAAACGUGACGAACGCGGAAAGCCUCAAGAUCUUGACCUCAAGACCGUUGAAUUUGAUGACAAGACCGGAAAGAUUCUCAAUGUUGUUACAAACACAAUUUACGUUUAUAAAAUGGUCGACCCAAUAACUGGUGAAGUUGUUCAAGUUGAUCCAAAUGAUCCAAGAAUUUCCGGCGCAAGAACAACAGUCACGCAAACAUUGACAUUGACAGGCGAAAUUGAUCCAGUGACGGGACGAAUUAAGACAGAAUAUGGACACAUCGAUCCAAAUACUGGAGAAAUCGAUCCAGCAACUGCUGUUAAAGAUCCCGUGACUGGCAAACUCAUCUUGAACUAUGCCGAUAUUGAUCCAUCACAUUUCGGAAAAAGUGUUUCAAUCACAAAGGAAACCGUUCCAAUCACCCGCGAACAAUUUUAUGAAGGCACAAGGCAUCUUGGUACACACGUUUUAAGCCAUGAUGGUGAAGACGACGAUGGAACGCCGAUUGAUGUUGAUGAAGACGCUUUGAAGAAGUCAUUGAGUGGUGGAAAGUAUAAUGGAACACCGACUGUUGUUAAGACAACAACGAAGCAAAUUAUCACACGUGGCGAUGAUGGAGUGACACAUAAUGUUGAAGAAAAAGUACAAAAUUUGGGAACUGGUGAAGUUACGUACUCGACGCAGGAGCAUAAGACCGAUGUUCCAAGUGACACAUCAGGUUCUUAUGUACAAGCGACGGCCGUCACAACACGUACAGCAACCACUCAUGAAGAUCUGACAAGGAAUGCAAAGACACAACAACUUGAAGAAAAAACUGUCGCAACAACAAAGACAAACAUUGGUGAUCGUCAAGAACAAAAAGUGAUUACACAGGAAGUUAAAACGACGGUGACCAGUGGUGAUCAGCAAUUUGAUCGAAGAGAAAGCAUUUCGUCAACAAGCUCAGGUGACUCAGGAACACCCAUUGAUGGAUUGGAAGGCGAAUAUUACACUGAUGUCAUUCAAAAUAAAUCAUUUACGGGCGUUGGUGACCAUGAAAUUAAUCAACCGAAUGUGGAACAACAGCGAAUCUAUGAUACAGCAAAUGAAGAAGAAAUUGUCUCGACACAAACAGUCAGCAGCAAAACACGUACAGUUGAGACAAUCACGUAUAAAACGGAACGUGAUGGAGUUGUUGAAACUCGAGUCGAACAGAAAAUCACAAUACAAUCCGAUGGCGAUCCAAUCGAUCACGAUAAGGCGUUAGCUGAAGCUAUUCAGGAAGCAACUGCUAUGAACCCUGACAUGACAGUGGAGAAAAUCGAAAUCCAACAGCAAACGCAAUAAAUUUGCACCUCCAUCACUCAAAUCACUUUAAAAAGAAACCUUUUUCGAUUAUUUUAAGCUUCAUUUCGCUCUUAUCAUUUUUUUUUGAAAAUAUUUUUAUGAAAAAUAUUGAAAUAGUUUUGUGGUAAAUAAGCUAAUGAUGUUUUUUAUACUGAAACUUCUAUUCGUGCAAUGACGAAUUCAACUUCAUGCGUUCUGAAUUCAUGGGAACAUUUUACAAACAUAAAUACCUUCAGUGUCAUUAAUCUGCACGCAAUCAUAGGAACUUGUUUCCCCUCUUUUUCAUUUUGAAUAUUUUUUGUUUUGUUUUUAUGAAACAUCUUAAAGCUCUUAGAAUUAAAUAAUUUGAAGUAUUAAAGUCUUUUGUUUUUAUUUUCUUAUCCAUGCUACAUGCAUCAUUAAAUUGAAGUUGAACAAUUAAACGAUAACAUUUCUUUUUUAAUUUCAAUCAAAAUAACAAGCUUUGGACCAUAAAUCCAUUUUCUUCAUGAAAACGUGUUCAAUUUCACAUCUCAAGAAAAAAGAAAGAAACAAAACUUUUUGUAACGAAAUGUAGAAUUUUCAGAAUUUCUACGAUGAAAACUUAAUGACAAGUAAAAAUAAAAAACAAAACAUCACAUUAGAUGAAAGUUUCACUACUAUAAUUACCUGAAUGUUAAAUAUUAUGCAAAGCUGAUUUGUAGUAGUCUGCAUAGUUCAGUGAAUUUUCCAUUUGAUUUCUAUAAUCAUACAGAGUUCCAUUUCCCCUCCAUUAAGCUUGUAGAAUUAUAAAUCUUUAAAAAGUUUGUGAAUUGGUGCUUCAAAUAUUUUGGACAUGAUAUCAAAAAAAAAAAGAAAUAAAAUUGAAAAAAAAAUGUAAUAAUAAAAUAUUUCGAAUCAGCUAUUGAUGGAUGACGCUUGAAAGUGUUUAAAGAGAUUCCUAUUUAAAGGAUCGCUUAAAGAUUGCAAAAGAAACUUUUUCUAUUAAACUUUAAUGUUUCGUAAUUCCGGGUUUUAAACAGAAAACAAAAGAAAAAACUAUUAAAAAGAUUAAAACUUUUAAAAACUGCCUUAUGUCACGUGAAAAAGGAUAAAAAGAACAUUUAAUGAAAAUCCAUUUACCAAAUGAAUGUGCUCUGCCGCAAAUAAAAUAUUGGAGCUUUCAGCUAAAGAUAAAUGAAGAGAACUGUUCGUACUAUUAAAAUUAUAAUUUGGAAAAAAUUUCAUUUGUAUUAAUUGAGCUUUUUCAAUGAAAAUCAAGAAUAAUUUUUGCCUGCGGGUUAGUUAGAUAUGUAUUUGCACCGAAAUAUGUGAGAUAAUAUAAAAAAAAUCAUUUCAAAUAAAUAUUUUCAGAUGCUUUUUAAAAAUCACGCGAUUACUUUUUCCUUUUUCUUAUGAUUAACUUGAUGAUGUGUAGAAUUUUUAAUUGUUAUGAAAGAAGAAAACGUUGUAAGCUUAAGAAGAAAAGAAAAUUGCAUUUUAAUUGAGUUCCCUUUUCCCUGAUCUACAUCCCCUUGAUGAGAAAAUAUUUUAAAAAAGAAUGGUUGAAGAUAAGAAAUUAAAAAUAAAAAGGAAGUGAAUAUCUAAACUAUGAAGGGUUAACAAGAACAAUAAAAAAAAUCAGUAGGAAGAGAAUAAAAUUAUAUUUUGAGAGGAUAAACUCACGCUGCUAAGUAAAAAAAAGAUGCAUGAAACAUAAUUAUUAUUGAUUAUAUUGAUUCUAUGCUUUCACAUAAUAAAAAAACAUAAAUUUUAUGUAAAAUUAAUAAA
This is a messenger RNA of Clunio marinus, 6884 nucleotides long. The record is from the annotation of a GenBank genome assembly. NCBI's taxonomy places the organism in Eukaryota, Metazoa, Arthropoda, Insecta, Diptera, Chironomidae.